Messenger RNA from Propithecus coquereli (Coquerel's sifaka), 558 nucleotides. It is a transcript of the gene IL26, whose product is annotated as interleukin 26. Lineage: Eukaryota; Metazoa; Chordata; Mammalia; Primates; Indriidae. The coding region runs from base 32 to 547 and encodes 171 amino acids. The record is from RefSeq and is a predicted model, not a curated record. The transcript is spliced from 5 exons.
GUGGCAUGAGCCCAGAGCGGGGUGGAGGGAAAUGUUGGUGAAUUGUAUUUUGAGGUCUGGGUUGCUGUUUGUCACUCUGUCUCUUGCCAUUGCCAAGCACAAGCAAUCUUCCUUCACCAAAAGUUGUUACCCAAGGGGAAUACUGUCCCAAGCUGUUGACACCCUCUACAUCAAGGCAGCAUGGCUCAAAGCAACGAUUCCAGAAGACCGCAUAAAAAAUAUACGAUUAUUAAACAAGAAAACAAAAAAGCUAUUUAUGAAAAACUGCCGAUUCCAAGAACAGCUUCUGUCCUUCUUCAUGGAAGAUGUUUUUGGUCAACUCCAAUUGCAAGUUUGCAAGGAAAUACACUUUGUGGAAGACUUUCAUAGCCUUCGGCAGAAAUUGAGCUGCUGGAUUUCCUGUGAUUCAUCAGCUAGAGAAAUGAAAUCCAUUACUAGAAUGAAAAGAAUAUUUUAUAAGAUUGGAAAUAAAGGAAUCUACAAAGCCAUCAGUGAACUGGAUAUUCUUCUUUCCUGGAUUAAAAAAUUCUUGGAAAGCAUUCAGUAAAUUAAGAAGUC